UCGCGAAAAGUGGAUUUUUUCUCAGGGAUGUUUACACAAACAUCGCCAAUUGAUGAUGCCACAUCGUCUGUCUGGGUGCUGCAUUUGUGUAUCAGUUUUGCUUCCGCAACACCAACGACGGACGGGACGACAUCCUACGACAGCUGUGUAGUAGACAAGGUGCAGCCCGCUGCCAUCGCGCGAUCGUAGUGACUAGAAGGAAAAUCUCCGGGAGACGCGUUUUUCUUUUUCACACGCCACCGGACCGGACCGAUCGACAGCGUCAACAGCAGCGGUAUGGCGCAAAUCAGACUAUUCGGAGUUGUCGGCUAUGUGUACGCACUGCUCAACAUUCUCAUCGCCAUCAGUGUCGCGAUUCGAUGUCUGGGAUCGUUCGGAAGCGAAUACGAAAAUAACACGGUCCUGGCGCUUAAGUCGAUAUUUGCGCUGUUUUGCUUCGCAUUCGCGAUUAUGCUGGUGAUCGGCAUCAAGAAGGAAAAACUAGAAUACAUCAUUGUGUACAGGAUCUUCGUGCUGUUUCGAAGCACUUGUGGGCUGGUUUACAUGAUCAUCAACCAGUUGAUCGUUAUUGUUGACAACGCCAAUACGUCCAGCUCGCUAGUGGUGGUGUUCAGUGUGUUGUUGUUGAUUGUUGCUGUAUUGUUGUUUAUCGGGUUCGUUACCAUCGAACUGUGGGUUUUGGCUGGCAUCAAAAGUUUCGUAGAACUGCCUAUCGAAGUCGUUAAAAUGCCUGCUGUAACUCCGGUGUAACAAAAAUACAAUAUGUUAUUUUAAGUCGCCAACGACGAAUAAAAUACAGAAUAAACAAAAAAGAUUAAAACUACAAGCUUAAAAAUGAAUCUGUAAUAUACAUUCACUUAAAACCUUAUCGAGUAGUGA
Messenger RNA from Aedes albopictus (Asian tiger mosquito), 879 nucleotides. RefSeq lists its product as uncharacterized. Bases 277 to 750 code for a protein of 157 amino acids. Lineage: Eukaryota; Metazoa; Arthropoda; Insecta; Diptera; Culicidae. The transcript has 4 exons. The record is from RefSeq and is a predicted model, not a curated record.